This is a messenger RNA of Telopea speciosissima, 579 nucleotides long. RefSeq lists its product as uncharacterized. The transcript is spliced from 5 exons. The record is from RefSeq and is a predicted model, not a curated record. Bases 56 to 421 code for a protein of 121 amino acids. Lineage: Eukaryota; Viridiplantae; Streptophyta; Magnoliopsida; Proteales; Proteaceae.
UCAUAAAUUGCCUGCUAAAUUAUUAGAUGUUGGGACCAGAUAUUUGGAGCAUUCAAUGGCCGAGCUUCUUGAAGGUCUUCAGGACAAGAAUGGUCAUGCAAUUGGGGCCUCAAAGACCAGUGAUCAAAAUCAGGAAAAACCUGUGACCCCUGAAACGAAGGUGCGCACUAAGGCAGAUCAAUUCCAGGAAGCUUUAAGUACUGCAGCUGCAAAUAAGAGGGAGAUCCUCUUCACAACAUCUAAAGAGACAGGAACUAGAUACCAUGUGAGGUUGCUACAAGUUAUGCAGACUGAAAAGGAAAGACAUGUAGAGUUUUGGAAACAGUUACAGACAGGAGCCCAUUCACCCAACAAAGUGAGAUGCAUUGAUGUGAAAAUAUUGUCAAGUUGCUUGGAUGCAAAGUUGACGGUUUGCCAUUGAUCCCUUGGUGAAAACAAUGAGAUAAACAAAUGUACAGAGAACACCCAAAAGAUUAUGGAAAAAGGAAAAAAGGAAGAGACAAUCAUCUUCAGCCCGAUCAUAUGUGGUAAUGUGGAGCUCGAGGUGGAAAACCUGAUAUGCAUUCACCCUCCAUGGAA